Messenger RNA from Zychaea mexicana, 796 nucleotides. RefSeq names its product superoxide dismutase 1, soluble. Gene Ontology annotation, molecular function: copper ion binding; superoxide dismutase activity. The coding region runs from base 110 to 583 and encodes 157 amino acids. Gene Ontology annotation, biological process: removal of superoxide radicals. NCBI's taxonomy places the organism in Eukaryota, Fungi, Mucoromycota, Mucoromycetes, Mucorales, Lichtheimiaceae. The record is from RefSeq and is a predicted model, not a curated record. The transcript is spliced from 4 exons.
GUCGUGAUCAGCACAGCACACAAAGCUUCUUUCCGCCGUCUAUAUAAAAAGCUUACAGCUUCUUCAAACUUUUCAAACCAUACCUUUUUGGACUCUCCUCAUAGCUACUAUGGUCAACGCUGUUGCUUAUAUUCGAAAUGGCGCAUAUGCAGUCGUCGGCUUAAUUUGGUUCGCUCAAAAAGACGGCAGCAAUGAGACUGAAGUUUACGGAAACAUUUCGAACGUCUCAUCCGGUGAGCAUGGCUUACACAUUCAUCAAUAUGGAGAUCUUAGCAGAGGCUGUGAAUCAUUUGGACCUCAUUUCAAUCCUUACAACCAUACUCACGGCGGUCCGACCGACAAAGUUAAGCACGUUGGCGAUUUUGGCAAUGUAGUUGCAGAUGCAAAUGAUACUGUUCACGUUCGCUUAACGGUUGAUUCUUUGGAAUUUUCAGGCAAGAAUUCGAUUCUAGGACGUGGUAUUGUCCUGCACGAAGGAAAGGAUGAUUUAGGCAAAGGUGAUACACCAGACUCAAAAUUGACCGGAAACUCUGGUGCUCGAUUGGCUUGCGGUGUCAUUGGCUGGGCUGCCGAAGAGCUAUAAACUUAAAAUGUUUAUACGCAGUGACGAAGGCAUAGUGAUCCAUGUGUUGUAUAUUAGUCUUUUAUAAGCCUUCUAUCAUACAUUUUCACAGCACAAUCAUCUGUAUAAUUUUAGACCUAAGUCAAUUUGUAGUGACAGCGGCUUCAUCCAUCCAGUAUGUCAUAUGUUAUAUUUUAAGUGACAAUUAUCGCUAAAUAAGUUUAUUUUUAUCAA